This is a messenger RNA of Mya arenaria, 14509 nucleotides long. RefSeq lists its product as uncharacterized. Gene Ontology annotation, biological process: lipid transport. Gene Ontology annotation, molecular function: lipid carrier activity. The record is from RefSeq and is a predicted model, not a curated record. Lineage: Eukaryota; Metazoa; Mollusca; Bivalvia; Myida; Myidae. The coding region runs from base 93 to 14093 and encodes 4666 amino acids. The transcript has 34 exons.
UGAAAGUACAUACAUCAAAGUGACUUUCCUGACUAUAUGUGAACACAAAUAUUCGGGCACUGAGACAUUUACAGCUAGAUCAUCCGCCCGGAAUGGAGCGGCUAAUUAUUAUAUUGGCCCUGGUCAGCUCUACACUGGCAGGGCCAAUCGUGUCCUAUGACAGAGACACGUGCUCUAGAACAUGUACAGAUUCCAACAAGUUUGGCUUUGUGCCUGGCCGUACGUAUGAGUAUGACUACGAAGCGGGUGUACGUACGGAGGUGCGAGGGUCCUCGUCCGAUCAUUCUGCCCUCACGAUGCGUGCCACUGUCCAGCUGGAGAUCCUCUCCAAGUGUGAACAUUCACUUAGGUUGAAGAAUGUGAAGCUGUUAGAGUACGACCCAGAGACUGAAGCCUUCACCCCAGCUUCGGAGGAGUUUUCCACUGCACUGGAACAGAUUCCAGUCCGUCUUUCCUACCAGGAUGGCACCAUCACUGACGUGUGUCUGUCAGAGAACGAGCCUGCAUGGGUGAUGAACACCAAGCGGGGAAUCAUUUCGCUGCUGCAGAAUAACAUGGAGGACUUCAAGAAGAACCACACAAUCUCUGAGACUGAUGUGUCUGGUGUGUGUGACACUGACUACAGUGUUGGGGAGUCUAGCUACUUCACGACAAAGGUGACAAAGACCAAGAACCUGCUGGGCUGUACAGACAGACACCGCUACAACACUGCCAUCCAGGGCAUGCCUUACACAUCACAGUCGUCUAUACAGUCCCUGCCACUGCUGCGUAGCAAUCACAGCUGUGAACACGAGAUCUCUACUGGCGGUAGUCACCUGACUUCUGUCUCCUGCCAAGAGGAACAUGUGUUCAGACCUUUCUCCACUGAUAACAGUGGCGUCACAACUGUCACCACACAGACACUUAAAUAUGUCACCAUGACAACUGGAACUCGCUCACCAGCCCCAAUCAGAGAGAGGGUUUCACUGAAGUUUGAGCAUGAGGAUCACAUAGAAAGUGAGGGGCGUUCACGCAAGGAAAUCACACGUAAACUCAUGGAGAUCUGUGAGAAGACAAAGGCUGGAGUUCGUCCAGAGACCCCACGACUCUUUACCGACCUUGUGUAUCUGGUGAAGAUGGCAGACAAGGACACGCUGACUGAUGUAUACCGCACACUUUCUGGAGACGCACUCUGUCCGGACAACAAGUACACCACCAGCAAAUUUUUCACGGACUCUCUGCCUAUGGCUGGAACAAGCGCAUCCCUUGGUGUGAUGACAGACAUGAUCAGCGCAGGCCAAGUGUCCGCGACCGACGCCGACAUGUGGAUUACCUCACUUAACUUCAUCAAACAUCCCACACAGGACAUGCUACGAGCUGUCAAGCCUCUGAUCAACAUGGAGCAAUUCGAGGGUAAGGCGAUGCUGUCUGUUGGAACUCUUGUGCACAGCUACUGCUAUCACCAUGGCAACUGCCAGGAAGACACCAUUGUCAAGGCGAUUGUAUCCACUAUUUCCAACAAGAUAGCUGGUGGCUGUAAGGUCAAUGAUGACAACAUGAAGACGACUUUGUAUGCCCUUCGCGGUCUGGGUAAUGCAGGGUGGGCCAGUAGCGCCGUCCCAGGACUGGAGCAGUGUAUGGGGGCUCAGUCAAACCCUAUUGAGAUCCGCCUUUCCGCCAUUGAAGCCUUCCGCAGAAUGCCUUGCACAGAUAAGAGACGCGGCAUCAUGAACAUCCUUCAGAACAGAGAGGAAGAUUCAGAGCUGAGGAUCGCUGCAUACCGUGUGCUCAUGGAGUGUCCCUCCGACCUCAUACUGGCUUUCAUCAAGGACAUCCUAGCUAACGAGGAGGUGAAUCAGGUUGGCUCGUACAUCUGGACACACCUGACAAACCUUAUGGAGACAUCAGACCGCCACAAGCAGGACAUUCGUGCUCUUCUGGAGGACAAGGACCUCAAGAAGGAGUUCAACAUGGACAAGAGGAAGUUCUCCCGCAAUUACGAGGGCUCGUUCUUCAUCGAAAAGUUCAACACUGGCGCCAAAGUCGAAGGUGACCUCAUCUGGUCACAGAAAUCAUUCGUUCCACGGUCGGCGGCAGUUAACCUGACCUUUGACCUGUUUGGUCACUCAGUGAACCUGUUUGAACUUGGUGGGCGCGCCGAGGGGCUUGAAUACUUCCUGGAGGCCAUGCUUGGCCCCAACGGCUACUUUGGACAGGAAGCUCGUGAGGAAACUCCCAGCACUGACCUGGCUAUUAAGAACACCAAAAUGGACAAGAUUGAAAAGAUGGAUAAAAGGAUGGGUGUGUCCAUGUCAGACCUGCGAGGCUCCAUGUACAUGCGCAUGUUUGGUAACGAGCUGCGCUACUCCAACUUUCAUGGCCUGGAGGACCUACUGUCAAGUGCUGGCAUCAACAUUCCUGAGCUCAUCAUUAAGCUCGCCCAGGACAAUGACUACAGCUACAGCCACUCGACCAUGUUCAUGGACAGCAGCUUCAUUGUGCCCACAUCGACUGGUUUCCCACUCAACCUGACCGUAAACGGAUCAGCCACCGUCGACCUCAAGAUGUCAGGCAAGAUGAAUCUUAAACAACCACCCAGUCUUGACAUCAAUGGACGCAUACAGCCCAGUGCUGCUGUGGACAUCUCGUCAAUGAUGAGCGUGGAUGCACAUGUGACUCGCACAGGCCUGAAGAUGGUAAGCACCCUGCACACAAGCACAGCGGUGGCUGGCAGCAUCAAUGUUGACCCAUCUGGUUCCAUAUCAGCCCAGUACGACUUGCCUGAGGACCGCCUAGAGAUCGUCGACGUCCAGUCCUCCUUUUUCACAAUCCACCGCAACGGGGAGCGCAAACAGAACAUGAUCACAGACAACCGGCGUUCAAAGAACCUGUGCACCCCAGACCAGGUCACCACGGUGAUGGGUGUGAGCCUGUGUUUGGAAGUGGCAUACCCAAAUGCCACGCUGAUGAGUGAUGCCCCCCACUUCCCCCUCACUGGACCAGUGUCCGCUGGAGUUUACCUGUACAAGGAUGACUCACACACUUCGUACAAAUUUGCUGCUAAAUCCAAACAUGAUGCCAAUGAGAACAUAGUGCGUGUGAUGUUUGACACACCUGGAUCACGGACAGACAGACACUUGGAGCUUGAUGUCACCCUCAAUAAACGUGACAUGGACCUCAGUGUCACACUUACUUCUCCAUGGAAACAGGCCAAUAUGCAGGGUUCUCUGAUCUAUGCUAAGAAAGAGGUGGGUGUACGGGGUAAGCUUGCCAUUGAUGGAAAGUUGCCAUACUCCCUGACUGCUGGAAUCUCCUCUGACGUCACCGGCAAUACAGUCACCUAUACCCCCAGUUUGGAGGUCAUGAGCCCCAGCCAACAGCCAAUCAAAAUCGAGGGUGUAGUCAGUGCGAAAGGCGACAUGCAGUUUGAUGCCAUGGUUGAUGUGACCGGAAUCUUGAAAGACCCGUUCAGUGCCCAAAUGACGCUGCACAACAAAAUCAAGCUGGUUGGUUUCCAGGGCAGCGUGAACCUCGCCCGUAACCAGCAGUACGCCCUUGAUGCCACCAUUGGUAUUACCAGCUACAAGAAGAAAACCCUGUACAAGCCUCUCGUAUCCCUCCGCACCCCAACCAAUGAGCUCCUCGCCUUUGGAGGAACACUCGGUCUCUAUGACAACAAGGUUGACUUCAAUCUUGUUCUUGACAAGAUCGUGCAGAAGUCUGUUACACUCAAAGGUGCCCUGGUACAGAUGGUAAAGAAGGGUGGACGUGUGCUGUACCGUACAAACCUGAACUUUGCGUCAAGUCCUGCUGACUUCCGCCUGAUCUGGAAGGUUGACAACAGAAAUUAUCGAGUGAUCACCAAUGACUUUGAUUUCACAUAUGUGAUCAGACAGGUUGCCCGCAACAGCAUCAAGAUUGUUUCCAAGGUGAUUAACCAGAGCGGCAAAACACUGUCAAAAGGAAAGGCUAACAUGAAUGUUGUGGUGAAGAGGAACCCAGAGUUGAACUUCAAAGUGUUGGCUGGUAUGGACCACAAUGCCAAGCACAGUCAGUUUGACUUUGACCUUGUGUACGGCAAGGACUUCAAGGACGAGAACAAGCACGUGGAUAUCUCCAUUGAGAUGAACAGGAAGGGAAACUCCCUUGACAAGGCCUCCGGAGAAAUCAAGUCACGCAUCAGGAUCCCAGCUAUGGACCUUACAAGCCAGUUUACUGCUCAGCACUCUCACAUCCUAAUGGAGCACUUCAAUACAAGCUUUAUGGUGAAGAGUAGGGGGCAGUCAGUGUCAGGAAGUGUCUCAAUGAUGGACAAGUCAACCAAAGAACUGGUCGGUCUCUACGGCGACCUCCAGCUCUCACUCCCCAGCUAUGACAUUGGCUUAGAGCACAUUGUACAGCAGGAACCAUCUGCCAGAAGCAACUAUGUCAGCACCAUCAAUGCUCAGUUUAAAAAGGGCCAGAAGAACACCAUUGUUACUACUUAUGCAGACAGGGGAUCUACAGUUGCGAUUACAUCACGUUUUAAUCUUUUUGGUCAGGCUCCGGCAAAACUAGCAGGAGAGUUUGGUUUUGGUCCCUCCAUGGUGACAAUAGGAUCAUUUGAGAAAGAUGGACAGAGGUAUUUUGGAUCACUGCGCGCGUCAGAUGAUGAGAAUACAAACAAGCUUAGCCUAGAGGUGGAGACUCCUGGUCGGGAAGCAGCCAUCAACCUGAUGGGCAAGAUGAUGUCAGACAUGUACUCCAUUGAUGCUGAUGCCAUGUGGAAAUCACUCAAUGAGAACAGACAGCGAGCCAGUAUGCAGGCCUGGAUGGAGCCACCAGCUGCCGGCAAGUUCAAUGGAUCUAUCACAACAAAUGUCGCAGCCAGAAAUGUCACCCUUAAUGUUCACCACCAGACCAAGGCAGCUACAUAUAUUACACAUGCUGACCUCCUGUGGGAACCAAAAAAGAUGAUCACUGCUGACACCACAUUUGAGCUGCAGGCCAAUAGGUUUGCUAGUAGCGUACUUCUCACCACACCCUUCGUUAGUCUACCCACGUUGAAGGUUGACUUUACUCACGACAGCAAUAUGGAAGAGUACAAGACCAAUGCAGUUAUAUCUUGGGAUGAGACAAUCUCUUUUGAAUCGGUCCUGAAGAAGCCGAUCAGCCUUAAAACCCUAGUGGCCACAGUCGAUCUUGACACUACCUUCAAGGCUGCCAGGAAGGCCAAUAUCUUCAUCAACCACAAAAUGAGCAAGUCAAUAGCAUCUGAAGCCAAAUUUUCUUUGAACAAGCAAUUAUUAAACUUUAUUGUCACUGUGCAGAACACAACAAAGGGCAGAAAAGUUGGAUACACAGGAACUGUUGACAUCAAGUCUUCUAUGAAAAACAUGAAGAAGGGCAAGCUAAUGUUCAGCCAUGACAAUGAUGGCAGGACAUUCAACACUAUGACCAGUUUCCUGAGGAACCGUCAGGAAUAUAAACUCGACAGCAAGGUGACACACGUCUCAUCAGACACCAGACUCGACAACUCUGGCUCUCUAAUCCUCAGUAUCCCCAACAGCAAGACUGAGGUAGGCUGGAACCACAGGCACUCCAACCAAGACAUUGCUACAACAUUUACAGCAACUCAGGAUAAAAAUAUCUUAUUUGCAAUGUUCAACAGAAAUGUGAAUGAUAAAAAAUACACAACAGGACUUGAAGUUCAAACUGCACUCAAAAACUUCGGAAGCCAUUCUUUUAACUUUAGUUCAAUACUACACAUGGAUAAGAACAUCACUGCUGGAAUUACACUCCUAAACAGCGAGAGAAGUCUUGGGUCAGCAAGCCUUAUUUUCACACCCAAGCCCCAAGACAAAGGGUUUUACACAGCUGCAAGCCUGGCCAUCCCUGACCUGGAUGUGAACUCCAUAAUCUCCCUGGAGGGGACCGAUGGCAAGGAUGCAAAUAUUAACUUUCUUGUGGAUAUCUCACCCAAGAUACGUAUGAACUUGAGAGUUGCCAAUGCCCUCAUGACAAACACACAUUUGUACCGCUCCACUAUGGUGUGGACUUCCACUCUGCCAGGCUAUGAAGAGGUCAUGUAUACUUAUGAAAUAUUUGAUGAGAUGGACAUUCUGAAAACCAUCACCACCCUUGAGUACAGCUCUGGAAAAGUCAUUAAACUUGCCACCACUCUAAAGAUUAAAAAUAAGGACUAUCACACCUCUGGCAUUCUCACUACUCCAUUCUCUUCCUUGCCAAGAAUGUCGGGUGAAAUCAGCUUUGUAGGUUCCCCUGACGCAUUCAAGAGUGAUGCCAGCUUAGAGAUAUUGCCCAGCCUCAGCUCUACCAAGGUCACCGUGCACUGGAGCUCUAAAGACGGUAUUGCCAGCAUGGUCCGCCUUGACAUGCCUAUCCCUGAACACCCGUAUGUCAUUGUGGAUGUCAAUGGAAGACUUGGCACUGACUUUGUCAGUUCUGAUCUCCAUGCAGAGGUUACCUAUAGCCCCAGUGAAUCUGUGAAGGCCGAGUUUUCGCAUGCCAUCAGCAACAACCUUGUGUCAGCAGCCAAAGUCAGUGGGCCAUUUGGUACUGGCUCACUUUCCAUCGAUGGCAGCCCAGCCAGAGUGCUGGGAAAUGUUGGUAUUGAAUCCAGCCUUGGAAGGAAGUAUGGUGUGGACAUUUUGUACAACAACAAGAAGAAGCUUGAUACCACUGUAACAUUGACCCAGCAUGGGAAACGAGAUAUUAUCCUCUAUGUAUCACACUCGGGCAAGGCAACAGAUUUCACAACAAAUGUUGAAAUCAAGCACAACAAAAAAAACAACUUUGAGUCUGAUAUCAAAUUCCAGUUGACUGAGGGUAUGUUCCUUUCCGCUAAAGGAGCGUUGAGAACAGAACUGAUUUCUGAUGCAGAAAGUUACGAAUCUUCAUUUAACUUAGAAAGUUCUCAGCAAAAUGUUAUCAUCUCUGGAGAUUUUACCAACAGCAGCCAAGGCAAGACAAGCUUCGAUGCUUCACUAGACAUUACCCAGGGUGUGCAGGGUUACCUAGCCGCUGUCUCACCAGUCUUUAGGAACAUCCGCUCCUCCUUCAGCCAUGUUAACCAGGGCAACUUCAUUCAGUCAAAGGCUGACUUCACUCACGGUGGUCAGAAGAAACUAGAUGUCUCCAUUACAUUCUCAAAUGCAUUUUCUACAACUGGAGAGAUCAGUGUGAAGACUUUCAAAACACAGGACCUUGAUGUGAAAACACAAUUUGAUGGUCAUCUUGAUGACUUUGUGUUCAAAACAGAUGCCUCAUAUGGCACAAAGAAGGGAUUGUUGGAAGUAACCCAGACCAUGAAACCCAAGACUUUCCACCAAACCAUCUCCAUAAAGGCUACUGGUCUGGAUGACCUCUCAACAGAGAUUAGCCAUAAUGGUGAUUUGAAUCAGCUUAGGUCAUUUGUUGAGAUGAAUGCUGGCAACGAUCGGCACAGACUUGAUGCCACAUACAGCCACCUGAGGGAGGGAAGCAUCUCCCUGUCAUCACCUCUCACCUCCCCAAUCAUAGCAAGCUUCCUGUACCAGAGGGAGCAGUCACAGGCCAAGACCCACGCUGAGCUCCAGUUUGGUGCUGAUAAGUCUAAUCUUGACCUUCAUCUAAAGUCCAGUCCCCUGGAGGCCAGUCUGAGCCUGAAUACCCCAUACACAAAGGAUGUUUCCCUGUUUGCACAGCAUCUUGGCUCUUUCCCAAAUAUCAACUCCGAGGCUAAACUAAGCAUUGAAGGUGAAAAGGACAAUGGGAUAAAACUGACAGUUCGCAAGGCUGCAAAAUGUUCUGCUUCGUUGGAGCUAUCUACAAUGUUUACUGAAGACCUAGAAACUUCAGCCUCAUUUGAGAACAACAAGGCAAGUAAGACAGUAGACAUGUCAGCAAAGUACAGCUAUGGAACCAAGACAUCUGCUGCUGAUGUCACAUACUCCUAUGCCUCAGGUCAUCAGGGUCAUCUGUCAGUCACUUCACACCUGAUGCCUACAUUGACUGCUGGGUUCACACAUGAGGGAAACAUGGACAGCUUUAAAACUCAUGCUCAGUACCUAAUAAGCACCAACAAGUCGGAAGUGGAGGUUUUCUUCAACAGUGUGGGUAAAUAUGAGGGUCUGGUGUCGCUCCGGUCCCAUCUCACUCCAGACAUAUCCAUGGGCUUUGGACACAGAGGUUCAAUGAAGAACUUUGCAUGCCAUGGAGAGUUCUCAAUUGCUGGAGAUAAGACAGAGGCAGACAUCUCUGUUAACAUGGAGACAGACGUGUCCACUGGGUUGACACUCAGACUGCCUGGGAAGGACGACAUGACAGCUAAAUACACCCACACAGGCACUUUACAAGACUUUGCCUGUCAUGCAGAGUUCGACAUGGGAGAAAAGUGGGAGUCAGACCUUUCAUUUAGCAGCACAAACAAUGUUCAAGGCAAAUUUUCACUCAGCCCUCCAACUUAUGUGAGCCCUGUACAAGCGGAAUUCUCAUUGAGUGGAAAACCAGCAGAUUUCAAUGGACAUGCUGAAAUAACCAGAGGGGAGGAGACAUCCAGUUCUGACAUCCUAUUCAAACUGACAUCCGACGAGAUAAGUACCUCAUUUAAACUAAAUACUCCACACAUGGCAAACAUUGACACAUCUCUCAACCUUGUGAAUGGUUAUGGAAAGUACAGUGUAGAAGCUGGUAUAACGGUGAAUGAAAACAGGAAUGCAGUAAAGGCCACCCUCAACACUGACUUUGACAAGCGGAACAAAAGACUUAACCUCGAUGGAGCAUUCAAGCUGACAUCCCCACUCUGCAAGAACAUUGACUCGACAUACAAGUUUAGUCUGAAUCCUAAAAUGUCAUAUGGCUGGAUAAACAACCAAGGGCGGACGUGGAUGAUGUUUAGCUAUGAUGUGGAAAAUAUUAAGAGUAUAUUCAAAGUUGAACUACGCCUUUGGGAGCCCCAUUUCUCUGUGUAUUUCACGAACAACCAGACGCUUAGUACUGACAGGAAAUUAGGCUGGAAUGGGAGAUGGGAGGUGUACUUGGGUGAAAAUCAAUAUUACAUGACCACCGUUGUCAGCGAGUCAAAUUUGGAUGUACUGUUAGGCUCCCCAAUCUAUGCUGACCUCUUUAUUAAACUUACUGGAAAAGCAAGAAACUUUAAUGGCUUCAUUAAACUUCUGUCAACAAAAAGAAGAAUGUAUGAUGUUGAAAACAGCUUGACAGUCAGUCUGAAUUUUGACAACAUUAAAUCCAUCAAGGGAAGCUUUGAAGUUAAAUCGCCAUACAUUCAAGGAGUAAAAGGGGAUUUCAUUCAGACAAUAGAUAAAGAUACAUAUAAGCUUUCUGAGAGCAUCACCAUGGAUGAAGUUGACUGGCUCAGCUCAUCUGUCCAGCUGGUGAACUCUGCUGAUAUCAUGAAGGCUGACAUUGAGGUGAACAAUGGUGCACUGUACAAGGUUGUGGUCACAGCAACAAAUAAAACUGAAUAUCUCGAACUGAAUGGUCUACUCACUCUUGGAUCAGACACAAGUUCAAUGAGCACUGUGCUACAUUACAGCCCUAUGGAGGUCUCCUUCAACCUAGAGACUCCGUAUAUUCCUGACAUCAGAACCAGCAUGGCACUGUCCGGCACACUGAGCAAUUUCUUGGGACAAUCAGAGCUCUACCUGGAUGAUGAAAAGCAAGGCACUGUCCAAGUCAGGCUCAACACUGCUACUGGCCUGGAUGCCUCAUUUACUGUGGACCUGCCCACCAGAAACGAUGCUCUCACUGGCAGCCUAAGGAAGUCAGUCAAGGGAAGUUUGAAUGAAGUUAGUGGAUCUUUGUUGAGAAAAACACAGAAACUGGUGGAUAUUGACCUGAAAUAUGACAUCCCAAAUAUGCUGAUUGAUUUCAGUGGAAUGUCUGCAAAGCCACACAAGAUUAAUGCUAAAUACCAUUUCACAUUGUCUGAAAGAGAACUGAAAACAAACUGGCAGUUUCAACACAUUGACUCUGAUUUUACUGGUGAUGUUCAGGUGACACCUUCAAAGCAAAUGGUCAAGGUGUCUAUUGAUUCUGACAUGGCAGAUUUAGACUUCUCUUUCGAUCACAGUGACAGCAAGAUGACAUUGUCAAACACUCUUCUGUAUGACAGAAAGACCUGGACAAGUGAGAGCUCUUUGUCUUACAUUGACAGUAUCGAUGGCAAGUUCAUGGUCAUCUCCCCUGACCGAGAUCCGCUGUCUGGAUCCUUCCUGUACUCUCACAACCUCGCCAACAUUGCUUCCGAGGCAAGUUUCAACUGGAACAACACCAUCAAGUAUGGAUAUAACAUCAGUCUCGUCUUCAACACAGGGUUUACUGGUUAUCUGACAGUUUCCACACCAUUUGAUGGAUACACUCAAUCUGACGUCACAGUUUACUACAAAGGCUCCCUUGAAGACUUCAGCUCUUCUGCUCAGGUUAAUUUCGGAGGCAAGGGCGUUACACUUACUGCUACUAUGAAUCCAAGUGGAGGUGAUGUAACCUUCAAAUCACCCUUCGAGAGACUGGAAAAUAUUGAAGUAUCAUACUACAGUAACAUCAAUCCAUCACAGAUGCAGGUUGGAGGAAAAGUCCUUUUUGCUGUUGGGGAACAAGUGACAAUUGACAUUGAACACGAACAGAAGGGACUAACAUACGAAUCCAAGGUGUCUCUGUUCUCACCAUUUACUGACAAAGUAGAGCUCACUGCCAUCCACUCCGGGAAGACUGGUGACCUCACUGAUUUGUCAGCCGAGUACAGCAUUAAGGUUGGAGACAACAGUGUUGCCUUAAAGAGCUCACUUCAGCAUGGCCAACAGUUCCUGACUACCUUCUCAUCCCUAAACAUGAUCAUUGAUGGGAGGAAAAACUCAUAUUCAUUUGAACUUAAACACAAUGGAGAAAUAAAGAACUUUAAAACUGAGAUAACUAUGAAACAAAAUAGGAAAGAAGAGGUACGCGUUGAUGUGGCCUUCCAUGUAGCGGACCUGUUCUUGGACACAUCUGUCAACAUUCUCUCACCUUUGUCUGGGUAUGAGGACUUGAAGGCAUCUUUGAAGUUCAGUGCUAAUCCCCAGAGGGUUUCCUCUAAUGCUGCACUUUCCAGGUCUGGUAGUUACGUCUUCACCCACGACAUUGAUGUCUCUGUCCCGGUCUCUAGCCAGAUCUCUGCCAGCUGGCAGAUGCGCACCCCCGCAACACUGAACAAGAUCACAUACAAACACUCCGGUCACAAGAGUGGAUUUGAGUGUGAAAUGGGCUUGACUGCAUUAAACAAGAACCUUAUGGCAAAUCUUGAAGGUACUUACUCCCCGCCCACUCUCAUGUUCAAUGCAGAUACACCAUUUGAUGGCUAUGAGAAGAUUGGUUUUACUGGAAUAAUGAAGAAUGGCCAAUCAUCACAGUACUCUGGUUCAGUGGAGGCCAGCUGGAACCUUAAGAGUAAGAUCUUACUGGAUGGCUCUAUUUCUCUUGAACCUUUUGAUGUCAGUGCCUCCCUCAGUACUCCAUUCACUGCAGCGAAAAUGGUGAAACUGGAAUCUUCACACAAGGAGAUGGCCAAGGGCAUGAUGGAAACAUUGAAAAUUGUCCACAACAGCAAACCAUUGAUUGAUAUUGACUUUGAACACACCAUUCUCGGACAACACAAACAAAUGCUUGUCACAGUACGAUCCCCAAGGCCCGUGGUACUGGAAAUUGAUGGCGACUUCACUCUUCAAAACACAGAUAUUGAAGGAAGUCUAUUACUGGACCAGGACAAUGCUAACAAGCUUAAGCUGGAAGCGGGGUAUGAUGUAAGGUCCAACUAUCUUGCCAACUUCAAAGCCUCUGGCCAGGGACAAGUCUGGUCUUUUGAUGGACUUGCCAGCCAGAGACACAGCAAGGCAGACAUUAUGUGGGGACAAAAGAGCACACAGAAGGCCGGGUACGAGAUCACAUGGACGGACAGGAUGGGCAAUGUGAAGGUAAUCCUGCCGUCCCGCAGCUUGGUGGUGUCCGGGUCAUACAAAGGUCGUGUCACAGAGGGAGAGUUCAUGUGGAACGCAGAUGUUGACAGGAACAGCAAGGUGGGAUUCCGCUCUCUCAUCACCCCAACUGCUGAUUCUGUCAAGGCUGACAUCACUGUCUUCAUGCCUAGCAUCGGAAAGCAGGAGGUGACUCUGGGCUCGGAGGUGGUGGUGAAGAGAGGCCGCAUCAUUUUCGAGGGCCGCACAGAACUCUCAUACUCUCCAGACUCGAGGAAGAAUAUCGUCAUCUCAAGCAAGCUGGAGGAUAUCUCACAGGGAUCCGGCUCCAACUACAGCUUCAGUGUUGGAGUGAGCCACCCGUACACAACAGUCGAUGUCCAGGUGGCCUCCCACCUUGGCCAAUCUCCGGCCGGGUACUCUGCCGGUAUCGGGGUUGAAUACAUGGCCGUCUCCCGCCAGACGAAGACCUUCCUUGUCGGUGGAGCUAUUAACAAACUGAGAAAGUCAGUCAGCCUAGAGCUGAAGAGUCCUGUGAAGUCUGUGAGCAUCUCUGGUAGUGCCCAGACUGGAGACAAGUUCCGGGUGUCGCUGCUUAAUGUGUAUGACAACAAGCGCCCUCUGUCCACUGUGUUCACUGUUGACCCAACGUCACGCGCCAUCGACUUCAUGAUGAACUACAAACUAGACCAGCCAAAUAAUGAGUUCCACAUUCGUGCCAACUAUGUGAACAGUUCUGCGGUGCAGGCGGAGAUGUGGCAUGAGACACAAGGUUCUCGUGUACAGGAUGCCCUCGUCACAGUCCGGUUGAACAACUCCCACCUAAUCCAUUCUCGCAUCCACUGGAGACCAGAGAUGAUUCAAAACUUGGAGGCGUUCCGUCAGAGAGAGGCACAAGACUAUAGCCAACGUAUUGAGCGCUCAGUGAAGCAGAUUCAUGAGACCACAUUUGACGAGGUUGUGCGGAAGUUCCACCUGGUUUGGAGUGCGGUCGGAGAAGAGAUUGGGGAGGGGAAUGUGGUAAAGUUUGAGCGUAUCAUGCUGCCCGUCCUUGACCAAGCACUGCAGAUUUAUGUCAACAUCUCUCAGCCUGUGUACCAACAGAUGAACGCAGUCAUCCUGGAUGCCAGGAGCCGGUACUCUAGCGUAGUUUCCUCAUACAAGGCAUUCAUGGACCGCCCCCUUGUCAACAUGAACAUGGACAGCCAAUUUAAUGAGGAUGUGUUUGCAAACAUGAGAAGAAACAUUUCUGACAAUUUCAACUUUGUAUCAGAUAAGCUGUGGCUGCCAAGCCAGUAUCUGCCCUCUGUUGUUUCCCAGGCGAUAGACAGCACCAUGCCACGCUUUGUCUCCCAGUCUCAGAUUGAAACUGUGUCGAGUGUAGCGCAGAUGUUCACCAAGAGCAUGAUCCAGGAGUGGACAGAGGAACUGGAGGAGACUCUCAGGAAGGUAGAGCGGAUUAUUCUGAGCAACAUCAAGUCCCCGGUGACUGUAUGGGACCCAGCUCAUGGUGAGAUCCAGCUUGAGCAGUACCUACUGGUUCCCCUUAGCUCCCUCGACACAAUUCCCGGCCUCCACCUAGCACGCUACGUGGAGAAACUGGAGGGUCUCGUACCAGAGAUGCCCGACAUCACCCUGCCUGACAUCUACGGGGAGUGGAUACCACCAUUCACAGCUACCGCGACUAUCUCUAAAGGACAGAGAGUGACCACAUAUGAUGGCUUUGUCUAUGACCUUGACAGUGAGUGCACAUAUCUUCUGGCCCGUGACUUCCAUAGCAACAACUUCACCAUCGUCCUUAGCAACGAUGGAGACCGCACCCUCUCCGUGGUUUAUAAGGGACAGCCCAUCUCAGUGAACAUUGAAGGACAGGUGCAGGUUGGUGAAGAACCUCUCAGUCUGCCGGCCGUCAUUGGUGGGGUUGACAUUCAGGAGUCCGCCAAUGUGAUAACUCUGACCGCUGGUAACCACUUCACUGUCAUCUACGACACCACAGUUGACCACAUCACCGUGCGGGUCAGUGGCUGGUAUUUCGGCAAGAUGAGCGGGCUGCUUGGUCUCUAUGACAACGAGCCGUCCAACGACCUCAUGACCUCAUUCAACAGAGUGGUCGACAGCCCUGCACGCUUCAUAAGAACGUGGAAUGUUGCCAGCCAAACCUGUUAAGUGACAUACUGUGUGAUAUAAUGUAUAACUUUUCCAGAGGACUAUUGAAUGUACUUCGACAAAAAACAACAGUAUUCUGCUAAUAUUAUCUUUGCUAUUUAUAUUACAGCUUAUGUUAUUUAUUAUGCGUCAUAUUGUUUCAACUUUUUAUAGUAAAUAGUAAUAGCAGUCAUAAGUAUGCCUUAUGUCAGAUGUAUGAUUCCUUUUUAAUGCAAACUGACUCUGAUCAUGAAAGAUAUGUUGUCUCUGUAUAUUUAUUAUAAAGGUAAUCUUUUAACCAUGUAGAGGAACUGAAGAUUAUUCCUAUGUGCCAAGUUUGUUUGUGCAAUAAUUAUUACAUUUCCUCCUGUGAUAACUAUAAAUUGUGAUAUGUUUCAAUGCAAUUUCUUGUAUAUUAAAUAAAAUGAAAGAAACCA